CGGACGCUACCCCGUGCUACGCACAGAUCAUGGCUACUACAACGGGUGCGGGCGGCGCGGUGAUGGCAGACGGCGUGCCGUACUUUCAGCAAGUGGAGGUCCUGGGUACUAGUUCCUCUGAUCAUAUGAUGCUCAGCCGGGCGACGCGAACUGCCACCGGGACUCGAACCUCCACGGGGAGUAGCAGUACGAAAAGUCGUGCGUCAAAAGCCUCUUCAUCGGGUGGAAAAACUUCGAUCUUCUCUACCACAGUUGGUGGCGGGAAUAAAACCAGCUCUACUUCAGCAUCUUCGGCGCGAGGAGGCGAGGGGGCCGCGGGUGAGAAUUACGCACGAGGUGGCGCAGCUGCAGCAGCUUCAUCUUCUGCACCAUCAAAUAAGGGCGCUUGUGCUUCUUCAUCUCAACCGCAGAAGGGCAUUCGCUUGCAAGUUGUGCAGGACGAGGACGAGCUUGAAACCAACGAGCAGAAGACCUCCACGGCGAC
Amoebophrya sp. A120 is the source of this 484-nucleotide messenger RNA. The record is from the annotation of a GenBank genome assembly. Lineage: Eukaryota; Dinophyceae; Syndiniales; Amoebophryaceae.